Acanthosepion pharaonis is the source of this 1107-nucleotide messenger RNA. Lineage: Eukaryota; Metazoa; Mollusca; Cephalopoda; Sepiida; Sepiidae. The record is from the annotation of a GenBank genome assembly.
AUGUUUCAAUCUCACCAGCGCUCAUUCGCUCUCGCAGGAGAUCUUUCCUGUUGCGAUUUGGAUAAUAACCUUUCUCGGGUAGAUCACUUUCAUAGCGUAACCCCGCCUAUCUAUCUAUCUAUCUAUCUAUCUAUCUAUCUAUCUAUCUAUCUAUCUCAGUCGGUUCAUUAUCUAUCUAUCUAUCUAUCUAUCUAUCUAUCUAUCUAUCUAUCUAUCUAUAUAUAUAUAUAUAUCUAUAUAUAUAUAUAUAUAUAUAUAUAUAUCUAUCUAUCUAUCUAUCUCAGUCAUUCAUUAUCUAUCUAUCUAUCUAUCUAUCUAUCUAUCUCAGUCUAUCUAUUAUCUAUCCAUCUAUUCAUUAUCUAUCUAUCUCAGUGUAUCAUUAUCUAUCUAUCUAUCUAUCUAUCAUCUAUCUCAUCUAUCUAUAUCAGUCUGUUCAUUAUCUAUCUAUCCAUCUAUCUAUCUCAGUCUGUUCAUGAUCUAUCUAUCUAUCUAUCUAUCUAUCUAUCUAUCUAUCUAUCUAUCUAUCUCAGUCUCUUCAUUAUCUAUCUAUCUAUCUAUCUAUCUAUCUAUCUAUCUAUCAUUUCUCUUUCUACGAAAUAUGAACACAGAACUUGUCGAUCUAUCUAUCUAUCUAUCUAUCUAUCUAUCUAUCUAUCUAUCUAUCUAUCUCAGUCUGUUCAUUAUCUAUCUAUCUAUCUUUCUCAGUCUGUUCAUUAUCUAUCUAUCUAUCUAUCUAUCUAUCUAUCUAUCUAUCUAUCUAUCUCAACAUUACUGUUUCUAAUUAAUCUCUCUCUCACUCUCUCUCUCUCUCUCUCUCUCACAAACACAUUCUCUUCCAUCUCUCCCUAUUUGCAUAUAACUGUUUCUCGCAAAGUCACCGUCUCUCUCGUUCAAUCUCGCUCCCAUUCCUCCUCGGCUUGCUUUACCUCCUCUUCUCUCUUUUUGUUCAUUUCUGUUUAUAACGAACUGGCCAUCUCUGUUUUCGAUGUUUUUUUUCCCCCGUUUUUCUCGCUGCUAUUCCGCCUUGGUCUACUUCUUUCCUCUUCAGGCAAACACAUUCUCUCUUUCUCUUUCACUUAUUCUCUCUCUCUCACUCUUUCUUUGUAG